This is a messenger RNA of Saccostrea echinata, 1155 nucleotides long. Its product is annotated as probable G-protein coupled receptor Mth-like 4. Gene Ontology annotation, biological process: cell surface receptor signaling pathway; G protein-coupled receptor signaling pathway. NCBI's taxonomy places the organism in Eukaryota, Metazoa, Mollusca, Bivalvia, Ostreida, Ostreidae. The record is from RefSeq and is a predicted model, not a curated record. Gene Ontology annotation, cellular component: membrane. The coding region runs from base 1 to 1155 and encodes 384 amino acids. The transcript has a single exon. Gene Ontology annotation, molecular function: G protein-coupled receptor activity.
AUGUCUGUUAGUGAAAAGGCAUAUAUGUUGCCUUAUAUAUCAACGAGAUUUAAUAGAAAAAGACAGUGCUCUAUCUUCCAUGCAGAAAGACAAUGUGCGUCAAACAUAUUCAGAAAUAAUCUAAUUAGCCCUCUGUUGACUUGCCCUCAAAUUCAAAUCAAAAACAAUGAUUUUGGAUUGGUAGAUAUUCAAACUGAUUAUACAUUCUCUGGAUUGUCAGUUUAUCAUUCUAAAGCAGAUAAUAUUGGAGUCCUAGUUUGUGUAAGCGACUUAUCAAAGAUAAAACUGAAGACUCUGAAACUCGGUAGUAGGUUUCUAUCUACUUUAACUUUGAUCUGUUUAUGUGUAUCUCUUGUAGCCCUUCUGCUAACAUUAAUUACGUACUGCUUAUUCCCAAGUAUUAGAACUCUCCCCGGUAUUAACAACAUGAUACUAGUUUUAUUUUUAUUUUUGGCACAGAUUUGUUUGAUCGUCCGUCCUUUGUUUUAUACUUUUGGUUUGGAAAUAGUGUCUGCUUUGUCACACUUUUCAUGGCUGUUGGUAUUUUUCUGGCUGCAAAUAUGUUCUUUUCACAUGUUUCGUGUCUUCACUGCCAAACAGAGAUGGGAUAAUUGUCCAAUAUCUAUCAGACGAACAAUUACUAAGUAUUUCUUGUAUGCAUUUGGUAGCGCCUUGAUUAUUGUUACUUCAAACAUUAUAAUUUCCCUUAUAUUUUCCGAUGGCAAAAACACAGGUUAUGACAAAGCUUUAACAUUAAUGACAUACAAAACCGCUUUCAUUGUCACUGUCCUGGUUCCGUUAAUUUUUGUCUGCUUAACGAACAUAUUUUUUUAUAUUUUGACGGCGCAUAAAAUCUGCUUUACUCCUGACAUUGAAAGCACAACUGGAAAUAAAGUGCAAUUUUCUGUUUAUAUAAAGUUGUUUACAUUGACUGGCCUUUCAUGGAUGUUACAGAUUAUUGACUCUUUUAUAGAUGUUUCAAUAUUUUCGUACUUUGUUGCAAUUUUGAACGGUUUACAGGGAUUGCUAAUCUUUCUCAGUUGUGUCUGUAAUAAAAGGGUGUGGAAUUUGUACAAGACAGCUUGGAGCGAAAAUAGAAAUUUCAGCAGACAACCGUCAACAUUACGCUCCAAAACAAACACAACUUCAAAAUGA